AUGGAUGCCGAUCUAGACCCACUAUGGCAGGAUAUGGACUGGGCCAUAGGCCAAAUGUUAAUCAUGGGCUGGGACGGCACCGAAGUUACCCCCCAAAUCCGUGAGCUCAUCACAGACCACCACCUCGGCUCCAUCCUCCUAACAGCCAAGAACCUCAAAUCCGCCCACCAAACAGCAAAGCUCGUCCAAGAGCUACAAACCAUCGCCCACAAUGCCGGCCACCCCUACCCCCUCCUCAUCGCCCUCGACCAAGAAAACGGGGGGGUCAACUCCCUCUUUGACGAAGAACACAUCUGCCAAUUCCCCUCCUCCAUGGGCCAGGCCGCGGCCGGUAGUCCUGACCUCUCCUACCAACUAGCCAAAGCAACCGCCACCGAAGUCUCUGCCUGCGGCGUCAACCUCAUCCUCGGCCCCGUUUUGGACGUCCUUACCAACGCGCGCUACCAGCCUUUAGGAGUCCGCGCCACCUCCGACGACCCGCAAGAAGUCUCCCAGUAUGGAAUUGCCGCCAUGAAGGGGUACAAAGACGCCGGCGUCGCCACGUGCGGGAAACAUUUUCCCUCUUACGGCAACCUGGAUUUCCUGGGUAGUAGUUUGGAUAUACCCAUUAUCACGCAGACGCUCGAAGAACUGGCUUUGUCAGCGCUGGUGCCCUUCCGGAACGCGAUUGCCACGGGCAAGUUGGACGCCAUGUUCGUCGGCGGGUGCGGGAUCACGAAUCCGAGCAUGAAAGUGGCGCAUGCGUGUUUGAGCGAGCAAGUGGUUGAUGAACUUUUGCGGGAAGAGCUGGGGUUCACUGGGGUCGCGAUAUCAGAGUGUUUGGAGAUGGAAGCUCUUCGCACGGAGAUGGGGGUACGAACGGGGACCAUCAUGGCUGUGCAGGCCGGGUGUGAUUUGGUGUUGUUGUGCAGGGCGUAUGAUGUCCAGCUGGAGGCGAUUUCUGGACUGAAGUUGGGACUGGAGAAUGAGGUGUUGACCAAGGAGAGGGUUUAUACGAGCUUGAGAAGGGUGUUGAAGAUGAAGAGGGGGUGUACGGAUUGGGCCAAGGCGCUGAAUCCGCCGGGGAUCUCGCUGCUGAAGCAGAUUCACCCGAGCCAUCUGGCGUUGAGCAUGAAGGCGUACGAUGACUCGAUUACGGUGAUGAGGGAUAACGAGAAGUUGUUGCCGCUCAAUGAAAGCAUGCAUCAGGAGGAGGAACUGUUGCUUUUGACGCCGCUGGUUAAGCCGUUGCCGGCGUCGGCCAUGACGAAGACGAUUCUUGAAGGUUCGACCAAGAUAAGGUCGGAGAAUCCUAUUCAUGAUAAAUGGAUACAUAGGGAGCGCAGUGCCAUUAUGAGUGGCGAGGGAGUGUUUAGGGAACUUGGGAGAUCUCUAGCCCGCGCUAGACAUGGCAAGUUGCUUCACACCUCUUAUACCGCCAACGGUGUGCGGCCAGUCCACGAAUCCCUCAUCCAACGCGCCUCAACCAUCAUCCUCCUCACCGCCGACGCCAACAGGAACCUCUACCAAGCCGGCUUCACCAAACACGUAGCAAUGAUGUGUUCCCUCCUCAAAGCCUCGGGCCACAAAAAGAACCUCAUCGUCAUAGCCGUCUCCUCUCCCUACGACUUCGCCAUGGACAAGUCCAUCGGGACCUACAUCUGCACCUUUGACUUCACCGAAACCGCCAUGUCCGCUUUAGUCCGCGCCUUAUGCGGCGCUUUCACCCCGCACGGCACCCUCCCCGGUACCCUCCGCAAAGCCCCCCGCAAGGCCGUCCAAAGCUCCGCAGGCGGCAAAUCCAAAACCCGCACGCAGCACUGGCUCGUCGAACCCUACGACAUCGAACGAGACACCAAAGGACUUCAGGACCUCCUCUUCGCCAUGGUCCGCGGCAGCGCGCCCAACCAUCAAUACUUUUACGCCUUCGGCCCACACUCCUUCUCGCUGUUAUCCGACGUGAUGACUAUGGAGCAGCAGCAGCACGAAGAAGAAGAUAAAAAGAAAAUGGAAGAGCAGCAGCACUUUGUCGUCCGCAACUCCUCCACCGGCGCUUUGUACGGGUUUUGCUCCACUUACUACCUCCCCUCCACUUUCACGGGGAUCAUAGGCGCCAUCUUCGUCGACCCGUCCAAACGUAACCUGUCGAUAGGGUACUCCCUCCACCGCCGGGCCGUGAGGAACCUCCUCCAGAAACAUCCGGACAUCAAGCAAUUCCAGCUGGGGUGCUGUCUCCCUGGUAUUUUCCCCGGUAUCCCACUCGACCAGUCUGAUGCCCUGUCCAUGUCGUCAGCUAUAACCCCUGGAUCUACCACAUCUUCCACCGCCGCUUCCUCUGGUCUGAAAUCCUGGUUCUCCACUACCUGCGGAUGGGAUUUAUCCCCUUCUUCAUCCUCCUCGAGCGUUGUCCGUACCCGCAAAAUCUACAACCUCCUCCUCCCCUCUCUCCAAUCCUGGUCCUCACCCCCAGACUUACCCACCACCCUCCAGUUGGCCGGUAUCUCCUUCGACCUCAUCCCCGGCGGCGGCAGCGGGCGCACCCCAAAUUCAACCCCAAAUUCACCCCUGUCUGCAGAACAAGAAUCCGUCCUCUCUUUCGUCUCAUCCCACGCCACACCCGAAAUCCUCGCUCUUUACCGACUUGCUCUUCUUCAAUCUCCUCCUUAUUCUUCUUCUUUGUCAUAUUCUUCUUCUGCUUCCCCUACUGAUCCUACCUCGUACAAUAACAACCACCAUAACAACCAUAACAACAACAACACAUGGAUCAUCCGCGCCAAGAUCGAGUCCCAGUCCCCUCCAGCCCCUGGAGUAGUAGAAGGAGGAGGAGGAGGAGGAGGAGGAGGAGGAGCAGAGCAAGUAAUAGGCACCAUCAUAAUCAGCAGCGAGUUAGGAAGGGACUUACAUCUCCCUUCUUUGUCGUCGGCUUCGGCAUCUUCUAGGGGUGGCACCGGGGGAAUCAUUGCGCCUGUUGUGUCGUCCAUGAUGGGGCAACAACAAACAAACGCAAAUCUGUUGGUGUUGCAGGGGUUGGUGAUGUUGGGGUUGAGACAGAAUAAGAGGGAGAAGAUGGCUAGUUGCUUGUUGAAUUGGGUGAGUAAUGGCAAUGGCAAUGGCAAUGGCAAUGGCAAUGGCAAUGGCAAUGGCAAUGGCAAUGGCAAUGGCAAUGGCAAUGGUGGUGGUGGCAGUGGAUCAGGGGAUGGGGGACAGCAGCAGAACAAUAGUGUGGAAACGUUGUUGGGUAUGGGAUUUGAGGUGCAGCAGGUUUGGGAAGAGGUGGUUAAUGGGGUUGAGCAGUUUGCUUCGCUUGCUUAGGCCAUCUCGGUCAGCUUGGAUAUGUUACGAUUGAUGAUACGGUCUUUUCUUCUUUGGAUACGCGGUAAGCGUAAUUGUGGCUGAUUAUUUUGACACGUUGGAGGGAUGUACUUAUGGUGAUAUACGACUUGUUUUUUGUUUCUUAGUCACUUAACGCCGACGGUUCUACGCGUGUCUCGGGUUGUUUGUAGUUAGGAUAUCAAUCAGAAAUUGCCUUGUUUGGUU
Messenger RNA from Neurospora tetrasperma FGSC 2508, 3516 nucleotides. RefSeq lists its product as uncharacterized. The transcript is spliced from 5 exons. The record is from RefSeq and is a predicted model, not a curated record. Lineage: Eukaryota; Fungi; Ascomycota; Sordariomycetes; Sordariales; Sordariaceae. Gene Ontology annotation, biological process: carbohydrate metabolic process; peptidoglycan turnover. The coding region runs from base 1 to 3291 and encodes 1096 amino acids. Gene Ontology annotation, molecular function: hydrolase activity, hydrolyzing O-glycosyl compounds.